AUGCUCCUGGUGGCAUUUGGGUUUCUCAGACCUUGGGUAAUCAUUAUAGAUUCCCGGCUCAAGACGAAGUUACAUUCAUUGGUGCCAUUGCACCUCAAUACAUUCGCUCUGCUCAAUUAUACCUGGUCACACGUGAAGUUGGAUCAAGAGAAAAGACAAGUCUCGGAUGUCGACGUAUAUGAUUGGUAUGCAAAUCAAGUGGAAGAUAUAAAGAGCUACAUAAAUGCUGCAUUCCGUGCUCACAGGAACAAUGAAGCCUAUUUAUUCAUGAAACAUGAGUAUGUGCUAGUGAAUUAUGCUCCAAGAUCAACAAAUGACAAGAUUAUCAAUGGUCCACUUUUUAUUUGUGAUGGCUAUCGAUCUCUUGUUGGCACAGCAUUUGGAGAAUAUGGCAUAGAUUGUGCAUUUGAUACCGAUGGCACUGAAGCUUUCACCUUCUCGGGGAAACUUUGUGCCUACAUAGACUAUGCUCCGGGAUCCACAAAUGACAAAAUACUCCAAGGUCCAAUGAUAAUCACCAUGUUUCCCUUCUUCAAGGGUACGGUUUUUGAGAAUGGCAUAGAUGCUGCAUUUAGGGCAACUGCAACUAAUGAAGCUUACUUAUUCAAAGGCGACCAGUAUGCUCUUAUAAACUAUAAUUCCAAGACCCAAUUUGCCAUUCGUCACAUUAACCAAGGCUUUUAUAGUUUAAAAGGAACUAUCUUUGAAAGUGGAAUAGAAGCGGCUUUUGCAUCUCACAGGACAGAUGAAGCUUACAUUUUUAAAGGAGACCAAUAUGCACUUAUCAAUUAUGCCCCAGGUUCAACUAAAGACUAUAUAAUUGAUGGCGUGAAGAAAAUCAUUGACCAUUGGCCCUCUCUUAGGCCAAUAUUGCCUCGUAACAAUCAUGGGCUUGAUGAACAUAAUCAUCACGAUCAAGAACAUGACAACCGAGACCAAGAUCUUGAAGAAGCUGAGGAUACACUUAUAUCAUGGUUUUGCAUUAUGUGUGCUAUUUGGAUAUGAGUUCUGUUAAUAAGCCACAUGUUCUUGGACUGAAGAGAACUCAGUCAAACCAUUUUGCAAGAAUUCCCUCUAUAAAUGUUCUAGGAUGGAGCUUUGUGCAAAUUUCUUCAAUCACCUUUCUUUAACCAGUUCAUGGUUGGUGUCGAUAGCCUCCUCUUGCAGUCAUGCUUGACAAAACCUUGCAGGGAGAUUGGGGAUAUUUUGCAAGUUUGGUCUACCUCUCUCUUAGGUCCUUAGAUAUCAUGUGGCACUAUUAUGCUGUAACUUUUUAUGUUUUGGUAUGUGUUGCGUAGGGUCGUGUCAUGUUGUCAUUUUGGUUGAUGUUUUCAUAGUUGUACUUUUUCAUGUUUAAAACAGGUGAAUUGUGUGGCU
Messenger RNA from Prosopis cineraria, 1377 nucleotides. Its product is annotated as albumin-2-like. NCBI's taxonomy places the organism in Eukaryota, Viridiplantae, Streptophyta, Magnoliopsida, Fabales, Fabaceae. The record is from RefSeq and is a predicted model, not a curated record.